This is a messenger RNA of Rotaria sordida, 765 nucleotides long. Lineage: Eukaryota; Metazoa; Rotifera; Eurotatoria; Philodinida; Philodinidae. The record is from the annotation of a GenBank genome assembly.
AUGUUUUCUUCACAAAUUGAAUGGCAUUGUACUCAAUGCGAAUCUGGUCCAACUGAUCGUCGAAAAUAUUGUGCUGAUUGCGAUUCGAUGCUAACUUGGACAUGUACUGGUUCGCAAAAAUCUGGUUUGUACACCAAUUAUUAUCGUCAUCGUGACAACUGUGAUUAUUGUACACCAGAACUUGAAGAAGAAAGACAAAAAAAUAUGGAAGAGAAGAAAGUUGCUAUUCAAGAACAUUUUCAAAUUUUAGAUGAUACAUUCCUUUCUUUACCUGCUGAUCUAGCUAACAGAAGAACACCACAUGGACCUCAACAACAUCAUAAAUUAAUUGUUGACUCGACUUUUAUUGCAAUUCCUGAACCGCAUGAUUCAGAAAAACGUAAAGAAUAUUAUCAUGCAAAAUGUCCAAUAAAUUAUGCAAUAAAAGUUCAAAUAGCUUUUCUUCGAGAAUCAGAUCUAUUAGAACCUGUUGAAGAAUCUGUACAAAUUAUUGGUGACAAGGGGUAUAUCGGUGAAGAAUAUGUAGUAACUCCAAGAAAGAAACCUCGUGGACGUGAAUUAACACAAGAAGAUAAAGAUUUCAAUCGUGAUAUUAAUAGUGCGAGAGCGGCGAUUGAAAAUAUUAAUCAACGUCUUAAAACGUAUUCUAUUCUUGGUGGUGUUUACAGAGGACCUGUUGAUGAUUUUCAUAAAAUAACUAAAAUCAUACAAGUCGUUGCUGCUUUAUGUAAUUUGAACUUGAAUAAACAUUUUAUUCGUAGAUAA